Molecule: messenger RNA, 1283 nt
Organism: Acanthoscelides obtectus
Lineage: Eukaryota; Metazoa; Arthropoda; Insecta; Coleoptera; Chrysomelidae
Source: the annotation of a GenBank genome assembly
CAGACCAUAUGUUUAUUGACGUUGACGUUUUUUUACUGUUUAUUUUAUUAUUUUUGUUUGUAAUUAAUCCCUUUUCGUUUUUUUCAUGAAACGAAUAUGAAUGAUGUAGAAAACCGGCUGGCGGAAUAUAGACGAAGAAAGCAAAGGGUAGAAGUACGAGAACGGGUAUUAAAUAAUAUGAAAUCACUCCUUUCUUCAUAUAGCAAGAAAACCAAACCAACCGAUCUGGAAAAUGAGGGAGAAACUGAAAAGCUUUGUGAUUCCAAUGAGGAAACCAAAACGGAACCUGUUACUGAAAAUGAAACCAUAUGCGGUAAUAGUGAUAUUGGAAAAUCAAAUCUUAUACUAAAAUCAAUUUAUUAUAUACUGUGUUUUACUUGUUGGGGUAUCCUGUAUGCUGUAUUUAUACAGCUACAAUUUGGAACUGUAUUCCUCAUAGUAUCUUGCCUAGUUGGCAUGUAUUUAAACACUGGGACUAAAGCUCCUGGUGAGGUUAGUGCUUACUCAGUAUUCAAUCCAGAUUGUGAAAGUAUUGAUGGGACUCUGAAAGCUGAACAGUUUGAGAGAGAGAUAAGAUAUGGUCACACAGCUGUAGGGUAAUAUGCUUAAGAAUGAGAUUUAUUUAUGUAAUAUUUAAUCUCUACCUAUUGUUUUUCAUACUGUUCAUUCUAGUGUUCUCCAAAGUGUGGGUUGCAACCCCCUGGGGGGUUGCGAUGGGGUACUAGGGGAUUGCUUGAAAUUUGUAAAAUUAUGAAUAUUUAUUUUAAUAAUGCUGUAAAUAAAAAUUAACUAAUCAUAUUUAUCAUCUUAAAAACGUUUUUAACAAAGAGGGGUCACUCUUGAGUUAAGUUUGGGAAACACUGGUUUAGAUUGAAAAAAAUAUAUUGUAUAUGUAACAUAAUACAAUUUUUUAGUAAUAUGAACUUGUUUUUUAUUUAAUGCUUUCUAUUGCAACAGUUGAUUUUCAAAAUUUAGCAACUUCAAAAGUAUACACUUCAACUUCCUUGUCUCAUAUGUUACAGUUUCCUUACCAUCCGGUGUAUCAGUAUCCUCAAAGAAGGAUGCAUUUGCAACUGUUUUGACUGUCUUUCCAUGCACUGAAAAUUAUCUUUAUUUAUAAAAAUGAAAAUGUAUUUGCCUUAUUUAUGAUAACCUUUGAACCUGAUUUCAACAUGUUGAACUAUCUAUAUACAUUGUCCAAUCAUGAAUUCCCAGGAUCUACAGAUUUUUUCUAUUGGGGUUUAUCUGAAUAUGUACAUGUAAGAUACAAAAAUAAACAUUUC